Acanthaster planci (crown-of-thorns starfish) is the source of this 1702-nucleotide messenger RNA. RefSeq names its product ribosome production factor 2 homolog (gene rpf2). NCBI's taxonomy places the organism in Eukaryota, Metazoa, Echinodermata, Asteroidea, Valvatida, Acanthasteridae. The record is from RefSeq and is a predicted model, not a curated record. Gene Ontology annotation, biological process: maturation of LSU-rRNA from tricistronic rRNA transcript (SSU-rRNA, 5.8S rRNA, LSU-rRNA); ribosomal large subunit assembly. Gene Ontology annotation, cellular component: nucleolus. Gene Ontology annotation, molecular function: rRNA binding.
GGUGCCCCCGAUGGUUCACCACGCAAGCCAUGCGAAGCAACUGGAGCUCAGAUAUCCAUUGGUAUGAUGUUGCAUGCUACUUGCACGUGUAAUUUGCCCAAAAUUGUGCGAAGAACAUAUCGAGGAAAAUGCAACGGAUUGUGAAACCAAAAACCCAGCGUGCCAAACGUGCCCUGGAAAAGAGAGAAGCAAAGAUUGUGGAGAACACAAAGACGUGUACAUUCAUACGCGGUGGGAACACAAGUGAGACUGUCACAAGAGCUUUGAAAGAACUCUACACUCUGAAGAAAACAAAUGGAAUUAUGAUGCAAAGGAAAAACAUGAUGAGGCCUUUUGAAGACAGGUCACAGUUGGAACAUUUUGCUAAGAAGAACGAUUCUUCCCACUUCCUAUUUGGCAGUCAUUCUAAGAAAAGACCUCACAAUUUAGUUUUUGGAAGAAUGUUUGACUAUCAGGUACUAGACAUGAUGGAGCUAGGAAUUGACAAAUUCACAUCUAUGUAUGAGAUCAAGAAUGCAAAAUGUACCUCUGGCACGAAACCAUGUCUGGUAUUCUCAGGGGAAUCCUUUGAAUCGGAACCUGAGUACAAGAGACUCAAGAAUCUUUUGAUUGAUUUUUUUCGUGGACCUGUGGUACCAAACAUACGCCUUGCAGGACUAGAACAUGUAAUUAGCGUGACAGCAAUCAGUGGAAAAGUCUUGCUCAGAAGCUACAGAGUCUUGCUGAAGAAGUCUGGUAGCAAAACCCCAAGGGUGGAGUUGGAGGAAAUUGGUCCAUCGAUGGAUUUGGUGCUGAGAAGAAGUCAUCUGGCAUCAUUGGACCUUUACAAGCAAGCUAUGAAGAAACCCAAACAGCUCAAGCCCAAGAAAAAGAAAAAUAUCAAACACGAUGUCUUCGGCACCAAGCUUGGCCGUAUCCACAUGGAGUCUCAGGACUUUGAUAAGCUACAAACCAGAAAGAUGAAGGCUCUAAAAAGACAGAAGCCAGCAGAUGACAAGAAAGAGAAUAACAAGGAAGUAGAGAGUAAGAAAUCCAGAACUGAUGAUGAUGCUGCCAGAGAUGGGAAGAGUAUGACUUGAAGUUCCAAGUCAAAUACUAAAGACUCACUUAUCUCGUAGACCCCAUGAUCACAAGACUUCUUUCUUUCUUUCAUACCAUGAAUCUCCUGCUAAAUCCAGUAGUCAACUUUCGAGAGGUAUUGGUGGAUUCACUGCAGUUCCAGCUUUCUGAGGUACUUGGAAUAGUUGCUAAAAGAAUAACCUUUAGAGGAAAACACGAAGUCUCUGAAGCAGUAUUUAGUAUUCCUCGGUCCCUAUUUCCAAUAAGUCGCUUGGCAAAUCUUACAAAUCCACCUCCCAAUAUGCAGAUGAUUUUACGUGAUCCUGGAAGUCAUUUCAAGCUGUAAAUGAAUCCACUAGAGUACAUGUAUAUUUAGUUGCUUAUGAACUGAAAAAUCUGCCAUGAAGUCUCAGGUAUUUUUCUGGCACAGCAAAGAUUGAUGUGCAUUAUACAUGUAAAUACAAGGUGGAAGUAUUUAUGCCACGACAUUUUUUCAUAUAAAAACCAGUUUACUUUGUCACUUCUGUUCAUUUUGAUAUUGAUGCUGUUUUCCUUUUACUCAAAGAUUUUCCUUGAUUGUAAACUAAAUUAAUGGAAAAAUAAAUCAGUCUGUAAGCAUGCAGCUUGGCAUUUAGGCCGAUAA